Molecule: messenger RNA, 348 nt
Organism: Prorocentrum cordatum
Lineage: Eukaryota; Dinophyceae; Prorocentrales; Prorocentraceae
Source: the annotation of a GenBank genome assembly
AUGCUGGAGGCGAAGCUGGAACCCACCGUCAUCAGCUACAGCGCUGGGAUCAGCGCGUGCGAGAAAUGCGAUAAGUGGCAGCGGGCCCUCUCGCUGCUCAGCGAUAUGUGGGAGGGAACGGUGGAACCCACCGUCAUCAGCUACAACGCCGGCAUCAUCGCGUGCGACAAAAGUAUGCAGUGGCAGAUGGCCGUGUCGCUGCUCAGUCAUAUGUGGGAGGCGAAGUUGGUGCCCGGGGUCACCAGCUACAGCACGGUUGUCAGCGCGUGUGAGAAAGUCAGUUGUGCCAAUUGUUUUGGCGUCGGCGGGUUCGGGCUCCUCCCUAGAGCAAGCUGGGGUCGCUCCUGA